CACAAUCACGACUCUUCUUUUGCGCCCAGCCCACUAUACAUCGCAGCGCACCGCUGAUCUCGGCCUCAUCCACGAUUUCGACGACGAAGAAGCCGGCCGGCGCAUCCUGACGUACAACCGCUCACCGUUACUUCGCCGCGACGCAGCAUUGCUACACGGCUAUAUUACUCGAAAGCGCAAGGAGGCCGCCUUGUUCCUUCGGUCGCAGCUGUCGCUUGGCGUCAGACAGUCGAAUAUCCCCCCGCCUGCUUGUCAUCCGAACUCAGGCCUCGCUGGCGGCCUAGUUCGCCAUGGCGUUCCUCUUCAAGUCCAAGAAGAAUGCCGACCGCAAUACACAGAGCCGCGACGGUGGCGGCGGCUCAGGGAGCCGCGGCGAGAAGAUGUCGCGCUCAACUCCAACAGGCAGCCUGAACUCCUUCGAUGAGGGCAGCCCGGGCACAGAUCCAGAAAAGUUCGCUGCGCGCCGUGCCGCUGCCGCUGCCGCCGACCAACAAUCACAGCCUCUUGCCAAGCAGCCCCAGCAGCAACCAGUCAGCGACUUGCCGUUUCGUAACGGUCCGACCGCAAACCCCGCGCCGACGACGACGACAGCGGCACCGAGUGCCAAUGCCAGCCUGUACCCGUGGUCACAGCGGCGGUUGACUUUUACCUCGUCCAUACCUAGUCCUUUCCCCCGAUAUGGCGCAGCAGUCAAUUCUGUUGCUUCCAAGGAAGGAGAUAUUUACAUCAUGGGUGGACUAGUGAACAGCUCAACAGUCAAAGGUGACCUCUGGAUGAUUGAGGCUGGCGGUAGCAUGUCAUGCUUUCCGCUGGCUACAACAGCAGAGGGGCCUGGUCCUCGCGUAGGACAUGCAUCGCUGCUUGUGGGAAAUGCAUUCAUCGUCUAUGGUGGUGACACCAAGAUUGAGGAGACCGAUAUUCUCGAUGAAACACUUUACCUGCUGAACACCUCAACGAGACAGUGGUCCAGAGCCCUCCCUGCCGGCCCGCGGCCUUCCGGACGUUACGGACACUCGCUCAACAUUGUCGGCUCGAAAAUAUACAUCUUCGGAGGUCAGGUGGAAGGCUACUUCAUGAAUGAUCUAUGCGCUUUCGAUCUCAACCAAUUGCAAAUGCCCAACAACCGCUGGGAAGUCCUCAUCGAGAACACGGAGGUUUCGAACCCGGCCCAUCUCGCAGCGCCCCCUGCGCGGACGAACCAUUCAAUGGUCACCUAUGACGACAAACUGUAUCUUUUUGGCGGCACAAACGGUUUUCAAUGGUUCAAUGACGUUUGGUGCUACGACCCGGCGAUCAACAAAUGGGCACAGCUGGAUUGUAUCGGCUACAUUCCUGUCCCUAGGGAGGGACAUGCCGCCGCGCUUGUCGACGAUGUCAUGUACGUUUUCGGUGGCCGCACAGAGGACGGCACCGACCUCGGCGACCUGGCUGCCUUCCGAAUCACAUCGCGACGUUGGUACACUUUCCAAAAUAUGGGACCUUCGCCCUCUCCAAGGUCUGGACACAGCAUGACGGCUGUUGCGAAAACUAUCGUAGUUGUCGGUGGUGAGCCCAGCUCCGCUACGAGCCAGGUCAACGAUCUGUCGAUUACCUAUCUCCUCGACACCACAAAGAUCCGCUACCCCAACGAUGCCCAGAUCCAAUCCAGCACGCAAAAGCUGCAGCAGGGACGGCGGCCCAGCGGCGAGCAGGCAGUUCGAGGACCUUCGCGCGAUGGAUCGAAUGGCCCUGACCCAAAGAGAAUAGCUGGCGGGCCAGGCAGCCCGACAAGCGCAAUGACCAGGCCUAAUGGUGUCGACAGCCAUGCUCCGCCGCCUGUUAGUAAUGGCAUUGCAAAACUGCCCAGAAACGCAGGCACCUCGACACCGUCAGGGCCUCCGCCACAAGGGCAGCCCCCGCGCCCUAUGGUAAACACGGAUCCUGCUGCCCGACCUCGGAAUGCGUCAAUUGAUCGCAUCGAGCGCGAAAGAUCAGGUACUGGUUCUCCAGCUGGAUCCAGCCACCACUCGCCUAUCACAAGAACGGAAAGCCCUAUGGGCACGGGACGCGGCACACCUGUUCAACAACAAACACGUGCUGCGCCUGUGGCUAAAGCUGAGAGUGCAGUCAUUGAGGACACGGUCAAAUCAAAACCAACCAGAACUACGCGUGGCCAUGGCUCCGUUGACAGCAGCACAGAACCUAGUCUGAAAAACGUCGUCGCAAGGCCUGCCUCUCCGCCACCUCCUACGCGGCAAACGAGCAAUCCGCUGUCUCGGAAAGGAUCAAACCGCAACUCGCAGACCGUUGCGCUAUUGAAAGAACUUGACUCCUCCCGCAAUCGAAUCGCCUGGUAUGCCUCCGAGCUCGAACUAGCUCGCAAGUCUGGCUAUGUUCCCAACGCCACUCUUAGCCCUGUCCUUGACAGCCGCAGCACGGAGACUUUUGACGAUGAGGACAAGCCACUUAUUGAAGCCUUGCUGGCUAUGAGACAGGAACUGGCCAAUGUGCAGGCUUCUGUGGACAAACAAGCUGUUCUCGCGGCCAAGAAGAUUGCAGAUGCCGAGAAACAGCGCGACGCCGCUAUUCGGGAAGCUGCAUACGCCAAGGCUAAGAUGGCGUCCCAGGCUGGAGGUGUGGUAGGCGAGCAAGCGCGAAGUGUGCCCGACACGAAUGAUCACCGGGAGCGGUCAAACGAGUUGAAUCGCAAACUCGCCGCAAGCAUCAAUCUCCAAAGGGAUCUUCAGGCGGAACUAGAGCGUCGUGUCGCCGAGCUGGAUGCCGAGAGGCGCGCCCGCCAGCUUGCCGAUGACACUUCCAUGGCGACUCAAAGACGCCUCGCUGACCUUGAACAGUAUAAGCAGCAGACGUCCCUCCAGGUGGAAUCCUUGAAAGCUGAGCUGCAUGCUGCACAACGGGAAGCCAGGGAGCACUCCAUAGCGAGCGCUGACGCCACUGCUGCUCUGCAGCUGCUGCGUGUCGAGAAAGACGACUACCAAUCACGGUACAACGAGGCUGCCGGGGGCAGCAAAGACACAAACGAGACGCUCGAGUCAUUGCGUGAAGCAGUGGCUACUUCGGCCGAUUUGAGAAGUCACCUUGAACGAAAGCUUGAUGAGGAACGUGCACAGAGAGAGAAGGUCGAGUCUAAGCUCACGAAGAUCAAAGCGGAACACGAGACGCGCACAGCCGAGCUCGUGGCAGUAAGCCAGCGCCUCCGGGAUGCGGAAGAGAUCGCGGAGCGGCACGCGGCAGAGGCCAAGUCACACCGCCAAGUCGUGGCCGCCGGUCUCGACAAGCUUACAAGAGAGGGCAGCAAGGCCAGCAAGGCCGAUGCCGAGCGCUUAUCUGUCUUGCAGGGACAGGUCGCAACGGCUAACAGUCUUGUCAAGAGGUUGCAGCAAGAGGCUGACGACGCUGGCGAGAAAUUGCGCCGUGCCGAGGAGAGAAUUGCUGGACUUGAAGCCUACCAGGAGCAGUCCAGCAGAGAAGGUGUUACCAUCCGACGGCAGCUACAGUCUGCGCUGAGAGACACACAGUCUCUUCAGGCAAUGAACUCCGAUCUCAAGCACCAGUUGUCGAGCCAGCAACUCGAGGCGAACGCUAUUAGUGUGCAGCACAAUACUCUCAAGGACAUUCUCGCGGAACGGGGUGUGAGCCCGACCAACACGGCACGAAGCCGCGGCGGCCCCUCCAGCACAGACUCACCCGAUCCUGCCCGAACCGGAGAACUCGAAAGGCAGCUAGCGCAAGCUGUGGCAGCUCACGAAGAGACCAAACAGUUAUUCGCCGGUCAAGCGCAGGAGAUGGAAGGUGCUUAUCGUGAGAGGGUGGCACAGCUCGAGAACGAUUACCAGUCUGCGGUUCAUUAUGUCAAGGGAACUGAGAAGAUGCUGAAACGCAUGAAGGAGGAGCUCGCCAAAUACAAAUCCGACAAUGCUCGUCUCAAGAACGAGAACAUUGAGCUAGAGGAUCGAGUCGCGGCUGCUGCUUCGAGUGGUGGUGCUGCGCCCUCAGACUGGGAGGAGGAGCGCGCUGCUCUCAUGGAGAGAAUCGACACGCUCGAGGGCCAGGUCAGAUCGACUUCUGAGCAUUUCGAGAGGCAACUGGCCGCCAUCAAGGCUGAGUUGGCGACUACUAAGACGGAGCGCGACACUGCGAAGAAGACAUCGGCCGAGGCCGCUACCAAACUCGCGUCAAAGGAGCAAGCCCUGCAGCAGAUGCAAGAAGAGGUCAGCUUGCUGGAAAGGCGUGCACAGGACGCCGAGCAGAAAGUCAGCCUCCUGCUGGAUCAGGUCGAGAACUCGGUGGACAACUACCGCCGAAGGAGCCGGAUCAGCGGCGAUCAAGAUCGAUCGGCUCUUCCCACAUCCACAAACGGCAUGAGCCAUACCCGACAAGAAAGUUCUGAUGCGGGAAGCAUGUAUGGCGGCGUCGGUGAUGCGCGGAACAGUGCGGCCCUUGACAGCUUGGCGAACGAACUGGACAUGCUCCGGUCACACUGGGAAACGACAAACAAAAACUACCGCCUCUCGAACACUUUCGACUUUGAAGGACCAUCCCCCAAGAAGGAAGAUGAUGGCAAUGGCGCCGGGCUGAGCGAGAGCCUCGCUGACUGGAGGAAGCGGUUGGACACUGAGGAGCGGGAGAACAAGACUCGCGGGCCUCAGUAGAUGUCGUCGUUCUGCGAUGCUGGAACCAAUAAUGAUGAAGCUGGCCGGCAUCCUGCUCACGACCGCAACGAAAUCUGGACACCCUCAGGCGCAAGCUUCUUGGCCGUUCUGUAUAGUCUACUCAUUUUCAACACCAAUGUUUUUUUGUUCUUGUAUGCGGUGGCCACUGUCACUUUACCCGGAUCAUCUGUUCUAUU
This is a messenger RNA of Microdochium trichocladiopsis, 4849 nucleotides long. RefSeq lists its product as uncharacterized. Gene Ontology annotation, molecular function: protein binding. Gene Ontology annotation, biological process: regulation of cell shape. NCBI's taxonomy places the organism in Eukaryota, Fungi, Ascomycota, Sordariomycetes, Xylariales, Microdochiaceae. The coding region runs from base 291 to 4652 and encodes 1453 amino acids. The transcript is spliced from 4 exons. The record is from RefSeq and is a predicted model, not a curated record.